Molecule: messenger RNA, 2062 nt
Organism: Rhodofomes roseus
Lineage: Eukaryota; Fungi; Basidiomycota; Agaricomycetes; Polyporales; Fomitopsidaceae
Product: kinase-like domain-containing protein
Exons: 9
Coding region: 139-1914 (591 amino acids)
Biological process (GO): protein phosphorylation
Molecular function (GO): ATP binding; protein kinase activity
Source: RefSeq, a predicted model, not a curated record
GCUUCGAUCAAACUCUAUGCGAUCCGCUGCAUAUAUAGAGGCAAUGCUUGAGGCUUGAGCUAAGACUCGCGCUCUCCUCCCCGUUACGUCGGACUGGGUUCCACUUCUCAUUGCUGCUCCCAAGCACUUCGUCCUAUCAUGGCAUCAGCCGGACAAUGGAUGUGGCUCGCGAGAACGUCUGUGCAGAACGGAGUGGAUGAAGCCCACGACUUGUACCAGAUAUACCUCUCCAUGGUUGCUCCUCAGAAAAAAGUGCAGAUUUACAAGCAAUCAACGCACAGACUGGUGCUACUGGCUGAAGCAUUUGCUCUGUGUUGUCUACAAUCGUGCUCUAUGGAGGUGGUAGUGCAUACACCUAAGUGGGGUCAAUUCAAGAUAUCUCAGGACGAGCUGAGCUUAGAGUUUCAUAAUCUGAUCCAAUGGUACAAGGAAGUCAGCAAAUGCCUUAGUGACUGGGCUGCCUGGGACCCUAUAUUUGUCUUAACCCAAUGGAAACAAGUGAGACAGAAGAUACAGAAAGAACAGGAUGACUGUCCUGUGCUCAUGAAGUCUCUGCAAGAGUGCAUGUUUCCAGAUAAUGCUACCAGAGGCAUCUUCACGAAGCCAACACUGGAUGAGACUCUGGCUGCAGUUACAGAAGUAAUUUCUUCCAAGGAGCACUUGCAGACACUCUUCAAAGCAAGGCAACAGGAUGCCAUCUCCAUCAUAGACCUUUUGGAUGGGUUGAUGAACAUUGUUGAAGAUAAAAGCAGGCUCCACACUAGGUUGUUCCAUACCUUGCGCAAGAUGUGUGGAGAGCUUGGCAAGUUACCAACUGUGUAUUACUUGCCAAAGCCUGAGGGAGGUCCACUACCCUCUCAGCCACUGAAGGACAAUCCAGAAGGAGGGACCACUGGCAGGCUCCACCACCACCACCUUACAAGCACUCACCCAUCAAUCUUGUCAAUCUCACGACACAUGCAGAUCAUUCAUGAUAGAGCAAUGGAAACACGCUCUCGCAACACGGGUGUUGAUGGUCAUCAAGAGGACUUGGUCAUUGUUGGGGAGCAUCCCAUGGCAUCUGGUGGUUUUGCAGAUGUGUGGCUAGGCAGAUAUAUGAAGCAACAGACCUUCUGUAGAGAAGCUGUUCUAUGGAGAAGGCUGUCUCAUCCCAACAUCACACCAUUCAUUGGCAUUGAUGAGAAGAAUUUCCCCUUCUCUGCUGUAUGCAAAUGGAUGCCCAAUGGUAACAUUGCAGCAUACCUCAAGGAUUCCCCAGGAGCCAACAGACCAGAGCUGCUUGUUGAUAUUGCUCAAGGACUAGAAUACCUACACUCACGUGGUGUGUUGCAUGGCGAUAUUAAGGGCGCCAAUAUCCUGAUAGACGAAAGGCUCCACGCAUGCCUCGCCGAUUUCGGUCUAUCGGCAGUCACCUAUGAUCCCAAUACCGUGAACGCUAUCUCCACAUCAUCCAGUGUCAACGGCUCCAUCCGGUGGAUGGCACCGGAGCUCCUGAACCCGGAGGAAGCAGGGCUAGAACAUGCGAGACCGUCUGCGGAAAGCGACAUAUACUCCCUCGCUAUGGUCAUGUGGGAGGUAUACACCGGUCGAAUUCCGUUCUACAAUCUUACGCGUGACGCGACGGUAGUCUUCCGCGUUAUCCUUGGCAUCCGUCCUGAACGACCCACAGCUGCGACCUCGCUGGGGUUGUCAGACGACAUAUGGAACCUGAUGGAGCACGGUUGGUGCCCGCAAUGGCAGCGUCGUCCGCGAAUCAAGCACGUAUUGGAGAUUUUACGGGAAAGCUUACAGCGCUAUGGGCUGUUCGGCACGCAACCGCAGGCUUGGCCUCUUCCCGACCACGGCUCCGUGCAUUCCAGCCAGUCUGAUUCUCCUGUCAACGACCAGAGUAUCGGUCUACCAGGUAAUCAAUGACUUUCGAUUGUUUCAAUUGUCACUUACCGGCGGACAUAGAUUUCACUCAACCGCGAUCUGGGGAAGUUGACAGCGUGUACCGGCCAAGCUUCGCUGACACGGCUCCCGUGCUAGCCAACCAUCCGGGAAACGAGGAUCCUUCCAACUA